AUGGCCCUGUCCUUUUCUUUACUGAUGGCUGUGCUGGUGCUCAGCUACAAAUCCAUCUGUUCUCUGGGCUGUGAUCUGCCUCAGACCCACAGCCUGCGUAAUAGGAGGGCCUUGAUACUCCUGGCACAAAUGGGAAGAAUCUCUCCGUUCUCCUGCCUGAAGGACAGACAUCAAUUCAGAUUCCCCGAGGAGGAGUUUGAUGGCAACCAGUUCCAGAAGACUCAAGCCAUCUCUGUCCUCCACGAGAUGAUCCAGCAGACCUUCAAUCUCUUCAGCACAGAGGACUCAUCUGCUGCUUGGGAACAGAGCCUCCUAGAAAAAUUUUCCACUGAACUUUACCAGCAACUGAAUGACCUGGAAGCCUGCGUGAUACAGGAGGUUGGGGUGGAAGAGACUCCCCUGAUGAAUGAGGACUCCAUCCUGGCUGUGAGGAAAUACUUCCAAAGAAUCACUCUUUAUCUAACAGACAAGAAAUACAGCCCUUGUGCCUGGGAGGUUGUCAGAGCAGAAAUCAUGAGAUCCUUCUCUUUUUCAACAAACUUGCAAAAAGGAUUAAGGAGGAAGGAUUGA
Gorilla gorilla gorilla (western lowland gorilla) is the source of this 570-nucleotide messenger RNA. RefSeq names its product interferon alpha-7. The transcript has a single exon. Gene Ontology annotation, biological process: defense response. Gene Ontology annotation, molecular function: cytokine receptor binding. The record is from RefSeq and is a predicted model, not a curated record. Gene Ontology annotation, cellular component: extracellular region. Bases 1 to 570 code for a protein of 189 amino acids. Lineage: Eukaryota; Metazoa; Chordata; Mammalia; Primates; Hominidae.